UGAUGUGAUGUCAACAGAUACAUGGAGCUGUCGACAUGGAACUUCCAGUCUUUUUUAUUUCAAAACGUUGCUUUUGGGUUUAAAUGCACCUGUUUGAGAAUGAGAGGCGUUAACCACAAAGUUUUGUUGCUGUCCUUUUUGCUGUUAUGUGUAAAUCCGUGUGUGCCAGAGCGAGCUGAGAGGGACAACUUGUUGGACCUGCGUGAUGGAGAGGACCGAGUGGAUGUGAACCAUAAGGAUAUUCCAGCUAAAAGCCAGCAAACAUUAAUAAAACAUGACCAAGAAGAUGGACACGAUUCAAUCGACCCACAGAAGCAGGGACAGUCUCUCAGCAAGUCCAAUGACACUGAUAACUACAGCAACCUAACCCUCCACUCUACAAAACCUCCUGUCAAGCCAACGACCCCGACACCCCCUACCGCCAAGCCUAUCCUGCCUGUGCAGACAGGGGUCAAGGCCCAAGAAGAAGAGCAGUCCAGCGGGUUGACCAUUUUUUUCAGCCUGCUGGUUAUUGGUAUCUGCAUCAUAUUGGUGCACCUGCUCAUCAAGUUCAAACUGCAUUUUCUUCCAGAAAGUGUGGCUGUUGUCUCCCUCGGGAUUCUAAUGGGAGGCUUUAUCAAGAUUAUUGAGUUCCAGGAACUGGCCAACUGGAAGGAAGAGGAAAUGUUCCGACCAAACAUGUUCUUCCUUCUGCUCCUUCCGCCCAUCAUCUUUGAAUCGGGAUACUCUUUACAUAAGGGUAACUUCUUCCAGAACAUUGGCUCCAUCACGCUCUUUGCUGUGCUCGGCACGGCCAUCUCUGCCUUCAUCGUCGGAGGAGGGAUCUAUUUCCUUGGGCAGGCUGGUGUGAUCUAUAAGAUGUCAAUGACUGAUAGCUUUGCCUUCGGCUCACUGAUCUCAGCUGUGGACCCCGUGGCGACCAUCGCCAUCUUUAACGCCCUGGAUGUUGACCCGGUCCUCCAAAUGCUGGUGUUUGGAGAGAGCAUCCUCAAUGACGCUGUCUCCAUUGUCCUCACGAACACGGCGGAGGGAUUUUUUUCCGGCUCAGACAACUCCACAGUAACAGGCUGGGAGACUUUCUUACAAGCGUUGGGUUAUUUCCUCAAAAUGUUUUUUGGUUCUGCUGCUCUGGGAACCCUCACUGGACUCAUCUCGGCUAUUUUUCUAAAACACUUCGAUCUGAGGAAGACUCCUUCACUGGAGUUUGGUAUGAUGAUAAUCUUUGCGUACCUUCCCUAUGGACUGGCAGAAGGCAUCAAACUGUCUGGAAUAAUGUCCAUCCUGUUUGCGGGAAUCGUGAUGUCUCACUACACCCAUCACAACUUGUCUCCUGUCACCCAGAUCCUCAUGCAGCAGACACUGCGCACAAUGGCCUUCAUGUGUGAAACGUGUGUGUUUGCCUUCCUCGGUCUCUCCAUCUUCAGCUUCCCUCAUAACUUUGAAAUAUCCUUCGUCGUCUGGUGCAUAGUCCUGGUUCUUCUAGGCCGAGCAAUAAACAUCUUCCCUCUGUCAUUCCUGCUCAACUUCUUCAGAGAUCACAAGAUCACUCCCAAAAUGAUGUUCAUCAUGUGGUUUAGUGGUUUGCGAGGUGCCAUCCCUUACGCCUUGAGCCUCCAUUUGGGCCUGGAGCCAAUUGAGAAAAGGCAGCUUAUUGGCACCACCACCAUCAUCAUUGUUCUCUUCACCAUCCUCCUCAUGGGGGGCGGGACCAUGCCACUCAUUCGCAUCAUGGACAUCGAGGAAAGCAAGUCGCGGCGUAAGAACAAGAAAGACAUCAAUCUCAGCAAGACGAAGAAAAUGGGUAAUACCAUUGAAUCCGAGCACCUUUCUGAACUAACAGAGGAGGAGUACGAGGCGCAUAUCUACCAGAGGCAAGAUCUGAAGGGCUUUAUGUGGCUAGAUGCUAAAUACCUUAACCCCUUCUUCACUCGCAGGCUCACUCAAGAGGACCUGUUACAUGGCCGGAUCCAGAUGAAGACGCUGACCAACAAGUGGUACGAAGAAGUUCGCCAGGGACCCUCAGGCUCUGAGAAUGAUGAUGAUGAAGCUGAACUUCUGUGAAUGUAACAAACAUUUUCCGUGUGAAUGUGCAUCUUUAGUGCACAGUGGUUCUGCAAUGUGUCAAAUUCCAGUGGGGUUCCUGUAAAACUGGAAUCCUAAAUUGUAACACUGGAACCAAAAAAAGACUUACCUGUGAAAUUAUAUUUCUCCUAUAAAUGCCAUAUUGUUACUUGCUAAAGAAACACAGGAAGUUUGGUUGAUCUCUUUCCCUGAUGCUUCUUUACAACACGAAGGUCUGAAGGUCAUGUGGGUAUGUUAAGCAAUACAAGAGCACCUUUUCGCUUUGGUUGGUUCUUCACUUUUGUAUUGUCUCUGAUCUUUGUAACAUAAGCUUAAUUUUAAGUUUAAGUGUGUCAGGGGAAGGAUGCAUCAUACUGUUGCGACAGGCUUUAUUUUAAAAGUAUGAUUCGAAAUAGGCCACUGGUUGCAGCUUUAAGUGGCUUCCAGAUUUAAUUCUCUCCAGGUUUCUACAUGUGUAUGCAUUAAUGAAUCUGACUGAACCCAUACUGUACAUAUAUAAUGAAGAUAAGACAAAUCUAUACCAGCAGUGAAGCUGAGCGUCCACUACAGCCUCCAGUAACGCAGCAAAUGAAGAUAAAUACUGGAGAGAGUUAAAACUAAUGAAAAUAUUCAUUUUCCAAACAUUAAACGUCUCGCUUACAGGAUAAUAAUUAUGCUCAAGGAUAUUGCUUUCAUUUGCAAUCAUGGAUACGGUUUGCCUUCACCAGAUCAAGUUUUCUGUUUCUUUUUCAGUCUCUGGCGAGGCUCUUUCCACAACAUGUGUAUGUAAGGAAAUGUUGCUUUUGUGAUUGUUCACUAUGUAUUCCUAAUGAGCAUAGGAAGCAAUGAAUGUGUGGGUAACUGGGAUCAAUAACUUGUGAAUCUAUUUAUUCAUCAAAUAUGUAUGUGUUGUUUGUGGGACAAAAGCUUUUUUUACUAGCUCUAUGAGCACUGCAGAAAAAUAGGAACAAAUAUUAAAUAAAACAAUAUUGACAUCCUAAA
Messenger RNA from Trematomus bernacchii (emerald rockcod), 3063 nucleotides. It is a transcript of the gene slc9a8, whose product is annotated as solute carrier family 9 member 8. NCBI's taxonomy places the organism in Eukaryota, Metazoa, Chordata, Actinopteri, Perciformes, Nototheniidae. Gene Ontology annotation, molecular function: sodium:proton antiporter activity. The transcript has 16 exons. The record is from RefSeq and is a predicted model, not a curated record. Gene Ontology annotation, cellular component: membrane; Golgi apparatus. Gene Ontology annotation, biological process: regulation of pH; proton transmembrane transport; sodium ion transport. The coding region runs from base 22 to 2061 and encodes 679 amino acids.